AUGUCUUACUUCACCUUCAAUAUGUCAGCGAGCACACAAGGGCCAUCAACGCCCAAAAAUCCACAGCGUAGCAGCGUAUCCAAUUCUGCUGUUCCACAGUUGGAUCACGACUCGUCUACUCUCCCCAUAAACUCAUCAGCAACAAUGCUCUGCGAGCCAACCGUUUCUGGGCAAACUGCACUUAAUCCAGGGGCACAAUGGUCUGGAUUUAAUAGUAGUUUGCUUCAAGUUGAUGGGGCAUUCAGUGGGAGUGCCUUGCCACCCUACGAUCAAUCUACAUUACAUGCCGCACUUACCACCAACGACGAUUUGAGAUGGAUGUUGAUUGGGAUGAACGAACGUAUGGCCAACUUGGAGCAGACCGCAACUGCUGGAAAUAGAACCAUGGAUCAGAUGGGCAACCAUGUUUCCGACAUGCUUAGUCGCCUGGCAGUCAUUGAAGGCAUGAUCAAGGUAGUUGAGGACCUGAAGCAAAGUCUUCGAGACUUUACCAGGGGAUUGGUGCCACACAUUCUUGGCGUAAAUCUCGAGGAAGAUCUUGAGAAACAGGGCUAA
This is a messenger RNA of Metarhizium brunneum ARSEF 3297, 555 nucleotides long. RefSeq lists its product as uncharacterized. The record is from RefSeq and is a predicted model, not a curated record. NCBI's taxonomy places the organism in Eukaryota, Fungi, Ascomycota, Sordariomycetes, Hypocreales, Clavicipitaceae.